CCCUCAAUGCAAGUCUAUGGGAGGGGGUGUGACAGUUAUCACUCCCCCUCCCAUAGACUUGCAUUGAGGGGCGGAACGUGACGUCACACGGGGGCGGAGGCGUGAGGUCACACGCCGUCGGCCCUGUGGUCGCCGCUAAUCGGACCCGUAGCGAACACGCUCCGGGGACUGAUUACAAACGGGGUGUCGCAUGCAAGAUCACGGGGGUCCUCAGCGGCGGGACUCCCACGAUCAGGCAUCUUAUCCCCUAUCCUUUCGUUAAUAGGGAUAGGAGGAGCGGAGGAGGGGUUAGAAUAGUUAAAGGGGUUCUCUGGUGCUUAGACAUCUUAUCCCCUAUCCAAAUACAAAAAUCAGCAUAUAUUGUGUGUAUGAAGGUUUGGUCAGACUAAUUUAAUCAUCUAUGAGGAGGUCAGGUAUAGAUUGGACCGGGGAGAGGUGUAUGAGGGAUCGGUCAGACUAAUCUGAUCAUCUAUGAGGAGGUCAGGUAUAGAUUUGUGGGGGUGAGGUGUAUGAGAGAUCAGUCAGAUUAAUCUGAUCAUCUAUGAGGAGUUCAGGUAUAGAUUGGUCCGGGGAGAGGUGUAUGAGGGAUCGGUCAGACUAAUCUGAUCAUCUAUGAGGAGGUCAGGUAUAGAGGGGGUUGAUAUAUUACAGGGGAGGAUAAUAUAAUACAACACUCGGCUCAUGGUUCUCUGACCUCUCUCCAGGAUGACUCCUCUAUAGACUCGGCUCAUGGUUCUCUGACAUCUUCUCUCCAGGAUGACUCCUCUAUAGAUUCGGCUCAUGGUUCUCUGACAUCUUCUCUCCAGGAUGACUCCUCUAUAGACUCGGCUCAUGGUUCUCUCUCUGACAUCUUCUCUCCAGGAUGACUCCUCUAUAGAUUCGGCUCAUGGUUCUCUGACAUCUUCUCUCCAGGAUGACUCCUCUAUAGACUCGUCUCAUGGUUCUCUGACAUCUUCUCUCCAGGAUGACUCCUCUGCAGACACGGCUCAUGGUUCUCUGACCUCUUCUCUCCAGGAUGACUCCUCUGCAGACACGGCUCAUGGUUCUCUGACCUCUUCUCUCCAGGAUGACUCCUCUAUAGACUCGGCUCAUGGUUCUCUGACAUCUCUCCAGGAUGACUCCUCUAUAGACUCGGCUCAUGGUUCUCUGACAUCUUCUUUCCAGGAUGACUCCUCUGCAGACACGGCUCAUGGUCCUCUGACAUCUUCUCUCCAGGAUGACUCCUUUGCAGACUCAGCUCAUUGUCAUCUGACAUAUCUCUAGGAUGACUCCUCUGCAGACAUGGCUCAUGGAUCUCUGACAUCUUCUUUCCAGGAUGACUCCUCUGCAGACACGGCUCAUGGUUCUCUGACAUCUUCUCUCCAGGAUGACUCCUCUGCAGACACGGCUCAUGGUUCUCUGACAUCUUCUCUCCAGGAUGACUCCUCUGCAGACACGGCUCAUGGUUCUCUGACAUCUUCUCUCCAGGAUGACACCUCUAUAGAUUCGGCUCAUGGUUCUCUGACAUCUUCUCUCCAGGAUGACUCCUCUGCAGACACGGCUCAUGGUUCUCUGACAUCUUCUCUCCAGGAUGACUCCUCUGCAGACACGGCUCAUGGUUCUCUGACAUCUUCUCUCCAGGAUGAUACCUCUAUAGAUUCGGCUCAUGGUUCUCUGACAUCUUCUCUCCAGGAUGACUCCUCUGCAGACACGGCUCAUGGUUCUCUGACAUCUCUCCAGGAUGACUCCUCUGCAGACACGGCUCAUGGUCCUCUGACAUCUUCUCUCCAGGAUGACACCUCUAUAGAUUCGGCUCAUGGUUCUCUGACAUCUCUCCAGGAUGACUCCUCUGCAGACACGGCUCAUGGUUCUCUGACAUCUUCUCUCCAGGAUGACUCCUCUGCAGACACGGCUCAUGGUUCUCUGACAUCUUCUCUCCAGGAUGACUCCUCUAUAGAUUCGGCUCAUGGUUCUCUGACAUCUUCUCUCCAGGAUGACUCCUCUAUAGACUCGGCUCAUGGUUCUCUGACAUCUCUCCAGGAUGACUCCUCUGCAGACACGGCUCAUGGUCCUCUGACCUCUUCUCUUCAGGAUGACUCCUCUGCAGACACGGCUCAUGGUCCUCUGACCUCUUCUCUUCAGGAUGACUCCUUUGCAGACUCAGCUUAUGGUCAUCUGACAUAUCUCCAGGAUGACUCCUCUGCAGACAUGGCUCAUGGUUCUCUUACAUCUCUCCAGGAUGACUUCUCUGUAGACUCAGCUCAUGGUUCUCUGACCUCUUCUCUCCAGGAUGACUCCUCUGCAGACACGGCUCAUUUUUUUCUGACACCUUCUCUCCAAGUGGUUUUUUUCCCCAUGGAUUAGGAACAUGGUCACAAAAGCGUUUAUAUGUAUCCUUCCAUUCCAUUACUAUGCUGGUGGUUCAGUGUGGGAGGUUUGCUUUAAGCAGUGGGGUCCUCCUCGGCCUUUCCCCAUACAUUCCAGAUUAGUUCAAAGUCCGGCAUAUUGUAUGGGAUGAAACCAUCGCUCUGAGUGUCUCCUGACUGUCUCUGGACAUUCUGUUGUCUUUUUGCCACAUUGUGACCAUUGUGUUCUCCCCUUAUUUCUUUCCACCACGUUCCGGAAGGUUCUGGACAGUUUUAUGAGACAAUUUACUGGACAAUAUGAAGCUGUUGCGGGGAGGCCGAGGUCUUAGGAGAUGGUUUAGUCCCUGUGUUUGGUGAUAAGAGUUUCUGCUCUGGUCUUUACCAUUGUGAAGAAGGGAAUAACACUGGAAUUCAUCAAAGCUGCCAUUCAUAGGGAAAUGACAGUCAUGUGACACAGGGUGGGGCAGGGAGGCUCAUAGAUCACAGUUAUAUCUUCAUAGAUCUUCAUGUUCUUCCAUUAGUUUUAAAGUUCAAUUCUUUUCUUUAUUAAUUUGGAUUCUGUCAUGUUACCUGGGGCCAAUAACUUUCACCACAUCUGUUACAGACCUGAAUUUUAUGAUCUGUAUUUAUAUCAGAUUUUAUGUAUGACAUAUAUGAAGCCAUUAUAUUCUUCAAAACAAAAACCUGAGCCCUUUUUAUGUUUUGUUUCUAAAGUUUAACCCCCUUGCCACAAAACGCCGUGUUUAUACUGUGCUGCGGCACAGGAGGGUUAUGAGCUGAGCUUGCAUCAUACCCGCACGGUCCCGGCAGCUAUCAGCAGCCAGGAACCGUGGCUAAUUCCAGACAUCGCCCUUCUGGCAGAUGUCCGGUAUUAAGUCUUAAGACACAGCGAUUAAAGUUGAUCGCCGCAUCGAAAGUGAAAGCUUCCCGGCUCAGUCGAGCUGAUUGGGACAAUUGCGGUAAAAUUGCGAUGUCCUGAUCAGCUAGAACGCAACAGGAGGGUGCCUUACCUGCCUCCUGCACGUCCGAUCGGCGAUUGAUUGCUCCAAGCCUGAAAUCCAGGCUUGAGCAAUCAACCGCUGAUAACACUGAUCAAUGCCUUGCAAUGCAAUGGCAGUGAUCAGUGUAAUGAAUCAAUGUACUGCAUGUUAGUCUCCUACGGGAACUAUAACA
Messenger RNA from Hyla sarda, 3518 nucleotides. RefSeq names its product serine-rich adhesin for platelets-like. Bases 1282 to 2343 code for a protein of 353 amino acids. The transcript has 2 exons. The record is from RefSeq and is a predicted model, not a curated record. NCBI's taxonomy places the organism in Eukaryota, Metazoa, Chordata, Amphibia, Anura, Hylidae.